Aspergillus wentii DTO 134E9 is the source of this 1809-nucleotide messenger RNA. RefSeq names its product MIP/aquaporin family protein. The transcript is spliced from 2 exons. Bases 1 to 1809 code for a protein of 602 amino acids. Lineage: Eukaryota; Fungi; Ascomycota; Eurotiomycetes; Eurotiales; Aspergillaceae. Gene Ontology annotation, cellular component: plasma membrane. Gene Ontology annotation, molecular function: glycerol channel activity; water channel activity. Gene Ontology annotation, biological process: glycerol transmembrane transport; water transport. The record is from RefSeq and is a predicted model, not a curated record.
AUGGAUCAAGAUGCUCCCGGAAGGGCGCGGACCAGGUCCGAUGCCUCGAGAAUGAGAGACGAGGCCGCCUCGCCCACCUCGCCAACCCGCAGCAACCGCGGAGCAAACGGCGACUGGGACUCCAUCUCACCCACGCGACGAACAUCCGCUGUCGAUGACGCUGUCCCAGGCGUCCGCCGGCGGAGUUCAGCAGCCUCCAGGCGGAGCGGCGCAAGCGCAGUGCCCAGUCUCGUGCCCCGAACGACCCUGGCGGCGCGCACGCAGGGCAAAUUCACGCUGGCCGGGCCGGACGAGACGCCGCAGACACGCCUUGCUCAUGAGCCAUUCGUGCAGCCGGGGUAUGGCGAUCUCAACCCGUCGUACGAGCAGGCGCCGAAUGUCAAGCCGAUAUGGAGUUUGGCCAAGCCCCUCCCCCGUGUGGUGAGGGCGGGCAUGGUGCCGACGAAAGAUGAGUUGUUGGAGAAUCGUGCCAAUGCGCAGAUGCCGGCGGAGAAUUCGCAGAAGCUGGGACUGGAUGUUGAUCCGAAUGACCUCGAGGAGGGGCGGAUUGACAAGACGGCGGAUCCGCGGAAGAUGGCGGCCCAGGCGGAGGAUGCCCGCGUGCAGCGGGAGAAUAACUUCAUGAACAAGAUCCUCACCGGCGAGGCGACGUCGACUGUACCGGGAUCCCGCGUGUCUCGCGGCUCGUCGAACCGUAGAAGACGUUCAUCUGCGUGGGAUGUGCCAGAUCAGCUGUCAACAGUCGACGAGACAGAACCGCAAGACGAAGGCAAGAAUCAAGUCUUUGACGACCCUCUCCCACCAGUGCCGGAAGAGCCAGAAGAGCAAGACCUCCCGUUUGAUGCCGGUCUUAUCGACAUCACCAAAGCCACCAUCCCCGACGACCUGCACCCCCUCGUGCAAGAUCUCGUCGAGGAUGAAGUCCACAACAACCACACCACCUGGUCCGUCAUCCGCACGCACCACCGCGAAGCCCUCGCCGAAUCCCUCGGCGUCUUCGUCCAGCUCACCAUCGCCUUCGCCGCCGACCUCUCCGUCACCAUCGCCAACGCCGGCAACCCCAACACCACCUCCUGGGCCUGGGGCUUCGCCACCAUGAUGGGCAUCUACGUCUCCGGUGGUGUCUCCGGCGCGCAUCUCAACCCAUCCAUCACCGCCAUGCUGUGGUUCUUCCGUGGCUUCCCCAAACGCAAAAUGCCCGAGUACUUCCUCGCCCAGUUCCUCGGUGCCUUCUGCGCCGCCCUCGUCGCAUACGGCGUCUACUACCACUCCAUCCAGAACUACCUCCUCACCAACACCGACACCGGCAUCGUCACCAGCUUCGUCACCAGCCAGCGCCAAUCCUGGAUCGAGCCUGCAACCGCCUUCUUCAACGAAUUCAUCGGCACCGCCCUGCUGGCCAGCACCAUCCUCGCGCUGGGCGACGACCAAAACGCACCCCCAGGCGCAGGCAUGAACUCCUUAAUCAUCGGCCUCGUCAUCACCUGUCUCUGCAUGGCCUUCGCCUACCAAACCGGUGCGGCCUUCAACCCCAGCCGCGACUUUGGGCCGCGUCUCGCUCUUCUCGCGCUGGGAUAUGGGGGUGAGUUAUUCCGCGAUCCGUACUGGUUCUAUGGGCCGUGGGCGGGGUCGGUGUGCGGUGCGUUUGUGGGGGCGUUCUUGUAUGACUUUUUCAUCUUUACGGGUGGUGAGUCGCCGGUGAAUUAUCCGUUGGAAAGGACGCAGAGGGCGAUGCGCAAGAGUCGCAUGAAAUGGGGGCGGCGGUUGCGGUUGAGUAGAAGGGGGCGUGCGAAUAAGGUCAUUCGAUAG